Messenger RNA from Artibeus jamaicensis (Jamaican fruit-eating bat), 1914 nucleotides. RefSeq names its product serine carboxypeptidase 1 (gene SCPEP1). Gene Ontology annotation, biological process: proteolysis. Lineage: Eukaryota; Metazoa; Chordata; Mammalia; Chiroptera; Phyllostomidae. Bases 56 to 1405 code for a protein of 449 amino acids. The record is from RefSeq and is a predicted model, not a curated record. Gene Ontology annotation, molecular function: serine-type carboxypeptidase activity. The transcript is spliced from 13 exons.
ACGUGGUAGACCACUGGCUCCAGCCUGUUGCUGAUGCUGCAACCUGGUGUUAGUCAUGGAGCUGGGGCUGCGGUUCCGUCUCGUGUCGGUGCUACUGCUGCUGCUUUUGGGCCUCAGUACAGGAGCCGUUUUCGACCUACCUGCGGAUGAAGGCAAAGAAGUAUGGGAUUACGUGACUGUCCGGAAGGAUGCCCACAUGUUCUGGUGGCUCUAUUAUGCCACCAGCCCCUGCAAGAACUUCUCAGAACUGCCCCUGGUCAUGUGGCUUCAGGGUGGUCCCGGUGGAUCCAGCACUGGAUUUGGAAACUUUGAGGAAAUUGGGCCGCUUGACAGUUCUCUCAAACCACGAAAAACUACCUGGCUGCAGUCUGCCAGUCUCCUGUUUGUGGACAACCCCGUGGGCACUGGGUUCAGUUACGUGAAGAAGGACGGCACGUUUGCCAAAGACCUUACGACCGUGGCAUCAGACAUGAUGGUUCUCCUGGAGUCCUUCUUCAACUGCCGCCAAGAGUUCCAGACGAUUCCAUUCUACAUUUUCUCCGAGUCCUACGGGGGAAAAAUGGCUGCCAGUAUUGCUCUAGAACUUCAUAAGGCCGUCCAGGAAGGGACCAUCAAGUGCAACUUUUCUGGGGUUGCUUUGGGUGACUCCUGGAUCUCCCCUGUUGAUUCGGUGCUCUCUUGGGGACCUUACCUGUACAGCAUGUCUCUUCUGGAUGACCAAGGUCUGGCAGAGGUGUCUCAGGUUGCAGAGCAGGUCCUGGAUGCCUUAAAUAAGGGACUCUACAAAGAGGCCACCGAGCUGUGGGGACAAGCAGAAAUGGUAGUCGAACAGAACACAGAUGGGGUGAACUUCUAUAACAUCUUAACCAAAAGUGCUCCCAUGUCUGCAGCGAAGUCAAGCCUAGAAUUCACCCAGAGCCACCUAGUUCAUCUCUACCAGCGCCACGUGAGACACCUGAACCCUGAUGACUUGAGUCAGCUCAUGAACGGCCCCAUCAGAGCGAAGCUCAAAAUUAUUCCUGAGGACUGCUCCUGGGGAGGCCAGGCUAACAGCGUCUUCCUGAACAUGGAGGGGGACUUCAUGAAGCCCGUCAUCAGCAUCGUGGACGAGUUGCUGGAAGCCGGGGUCAACGUGACCGUGUAUAACGGACAGCUGGAUCUCAUCGUGGACACCAUGGGUCAGGAGGCCUGGGUGCGGAAGCUCAAGUGGGCAGACCUGCCCAAAUUCAGUCAGCUGAAGUGGCAGCCCCUGUACAGAGACCCUCUGUCUUCUGAAACGGCGGCUUUUGUCAAGAGCUACAAGAACCUGGCUUUCUACUGGAUUCUCAAAGCUGGACACAUGGUUCCUUCCGACCAAGGGGACAUAGCUCUGAAGAUGAUGAAGCUGGUGACUGGGCAAGAAUAGGAUGCCCUGGGCCGGAGGGAGCAGCUCGGCCUUGGGGCUCGGAAGCUGAGGCGAGCACACUGAAGCUGCAGGAAGCCCCUUCUCCCCGCAGAUCUAACUCAGGCCGUCCCUGUGAGGGUCCCUGCCAGCUUCCGCCGAGAACAGACUCACUGCCUGUGUGGCAACUUCAAAAUCACUUCUGCUUCUGAAAAAGCCUGGAACUUUUAAAAAUGGAUUUGUUUUCAUCAAAAUGAAGGUGUUGAAUUACAGUACAUUUUUCUUGCUAUAAAAGCCUACGUGAUUUAUAUUAAAAGGUGGGGGUGGGAUGUGGGCAAACAACCAAAUAAACACCUCUCUACUCCCUUCCCUGGGAUACGCACUUGCUACCACUCCAGUGUAUAUCCUUGGCAGUAUUUUUUUUGCUAUAAAUACAUUUUUUACAGAAAUCGAAUCAUCAUUUUACUGCCUCCUUCACACAUCACAAUGUCGUCAUCACCUUUUCAUGUCAAUAAAUGUUCUUUUAUAACAUU